AAAUGCUCAACCAUCUAAUUAGUACUAGUGUUAUUGUAUACUAUAGUCACUACAAAUGUAGUUCUGUUCCAACUUUUAAUGUAAUAACUACCUAUUCAGAAUAUUUUCAAUUCUUAAUAUUAUGCAAGUAUAAUAAAUCAUACGAUCUUAUUUUCUGGAACCAUUUAUCUAAAUUAAUUAUAUUUCAGUAAGUUUGUAGGGGAAACUGAACAGUGUAACUGUAUAAGUCUCUAAAAAAUGAAUUAUCUACGUACAGUUAUCGAUGAAACCAAUAAAGAUAUAUUUUCUCGGUUCAGACCAUUGUUGAAAAAAAGAAAUACACAAUAUAAGAAAUGGAACCAAAAACUGUUUAAGUGGCCUUUCAAUGUAAUUUGGUUCGGCGUAUUGUUACUGGGUGCUGUUUAUGUUUUGUACAUUUUCAUGAACAAUGUCAUACAAUCGGAUUCUAGCAAUGUCCCAAAAAAUAAACCUUCAUUACAUAUCAAGAGUAUUGCAACCACAAACGAUGAUUUCUUGAAGAAAUGUGCUCCUAUAGUUAAAUGUGAUCCAAACGCCAAAUACAGAAGCUUAAACGGAUCUUGUAAUAAUUUGAAAACACCUACGUGGGGUGCAGCAGCAACGGCAUUUCUUCGGUUGCUUGAUGCUAAUUUUAGUGAUGGUUAUUACGGUUUACGAGUACAGACAAAUGGAAGUGCAUUACCCUACCCCAGGGUGCUCGACGUUAACAUAUUUCUUAACCGUGAAAUAUAUAGAGUAGAUGAAAAUAAUGUACUUUUAUUGCCAUUUGGACAAUUAAUAGCCCAUGACAUAUCAGGUUUGCCCAAUGAUCUAGUAUCAGAUGAGAAUGGUGUUGCAAUAGAUUGUUGUUUAACUGAAAAUAAAAUAAAGAAUUAUACUCAAUGUCAAAUAGUGCUUGAAAAUUUACCCGACGAUCUUGUUUAUGGUGUGUACAAUAAAACUUGUUCGCCUAUAUUUCGAUCACUGACGUCAAGAAAUUACAGUUGUCCCUUAUACCCCACAACAUUUAUCAAUGAUAAUUCUCAUUUUAUUGACGCAUCUGAAGUGUACGGAUCAAGUGAAAGUUAUGCACUACAUCUUAGAGCUAUGGAAGGUGGAAGACUUAAAUUCUCUAUAGGCGACAAUGGUCAAAUGUUCUGUCCGUUUCUAACCAAUCAAAACAAAGCAACAAUUGAAAAUAAAAAAGCACAUAUCAAAUACGAUACAGGAGAUCCAGAUAACGGAAAUCAAAAUUUCGGAAUUACUGCAAUGCAGACUUUAUUUUUAAGGUUUCAUAAUUAUAUCGCGUUUAAGCUUUCGUCUUUAAAUCCAAUUUGGUCCGAUGAAAUUAUUUAUCAAGAGUCACGAAGGAUUGUAAUUGCAACUAUUCAACGUAUCUCGUAUGAAGAUUUCUUACCGAUUAUUAUUGGAGAUGAUUUCCAAGAAAUAUAUGGAUUAAAUGAAGCAAAUAUAUAUGAUCCUACCAUAAAUCCAUCCACAUCCCUUGAAUUCUCAAGUGCCGGAAGUCGAGUUCUUCACGCAAUCAUACCGGUUGAGUUUAAUUUUGUGAACAAAGAUUACAAAAUAGAUAAUUCAAUAAAAAUUACGGAUUGGAUGGUAAAAUCAGACCUAAUACCUCUAGGUGAUAAUUUUGAUAAAUUAUUAAAAGGUUUUAUAGAGACUCCUGGACGAAUGGUUCAACCUUCAUACAAUUUUUAUAUAUCUAAUUAUAUGCUUGCCCUACCAAACAACCCUCCAUACAAUGGUCGUGAUCUACUUGCAGUCGAUAUUGCCAGGGGCCGCGAUGUGGGCUUACAACCAUACAAUCAAGUUAGACAUUUUUGUGGGUUUCCUUUGGCCAAGGACUUUGAAGACUUAGCGGAUCUUAUACCUAUAAAAGACGUAAUCAAAUUAAAAAAAAAUUAUAAUUCGGUGAAUGAUAUCGACUUAAUGGUGGGUAUUUUAUUGGAAGAACACAGUGCCGGUGCAAUUGUGGGCCCAACUGCUCGGUGCUUAAUUGCAGAUGGGUUUUAUCGAUACAAAGCUGGUGAUCGCUUUUUCUAUGAUGUAAAAGGACAACCAGGCAGCUUCACCGAUGAUCAACUGAAAAUGAUUAAGAAAAUAACUCUUGGUCAUAUUAUAUGUGCUACUUCAAACGUAGACCAUGUACAAAAAGACAUAUUCAAAACAGUCGACCACAAUUUAUUUCCAACUAUCAAAAUUAAAUGUGAUGAAGAAUUUAAUUUAAACUUUAAAGCCUGGGGAGUGGUAAACUAUCACUCAGAGCUGUGAGCUACUUGAAACACUUGAAGCAAUAAGAUAAAUAUUUACUGUCCAUUAUAAUGUUAUACAAUGUAUUAUGUUAAGUCUAUUAGAAUUUUCUUAGUUUGGAUAAGUACCUAUAUCGACCUAGUGUUCUAAUUAUUAUGGAUAUUUAUUAUUUACCUAUGUUUAUAUAUCUGAUUUCUACUGACUAGUGACUACUUCAAUAUCUACCUCAAAAAAUAUAUUAAUAAAUUACCUUAUAUUUUUA
Molecule: messenger RNA, 2530 nt
Organism: Metopolophium dirhodum (rose-grain aphid)
Lineage: Eukaryota; Metazoa; Arthropoda; Insecta; Hemiptera; Aphididae
Product: peroxidase-like
Exons: 13
Coding region: 238-2289 (683 amino acids)
Biological process (GO): response to oxidative stress
Molecular function (GO): heme binding; peroxidase activity
Source: RefSeq, a predicted model, not a curated record